Messenger RNA from Mya arenaria, 711 nucleotides. RefSeq lists its product as uncharacterized. The coding region runs from base 1 to 711 and encodes 236 amino acids. The record is from RefSeq and is a predicted model, not a curated record. The transcript is spliced from 2 exons. NCBI's taxonomy places the organism in Eukaryota, Metazoa, Mollusca, Bivalvia, Myida, Myidae.
AUGUUGGGCCCCAGGGACUCAGGGGGCACGCCUAUGACCCCAAUAACACCUGUUCAGACUUCUCCAGGUGCACAGGUAAACAACGACAUGUUUACACGGAUUAUGAAUCGGUUUGAUAGUAUGGAUAAGAAACUGGUUCAGCUUGACUAUAUUCAAUCAUCGAUUAACAAUCUUACGUUAAAUGUUCAGUCAAUGGAGUCACGGAUCAGCGAAAUAGAGUCAAACGUCAAAGACAUAGAACAGAGUCGCCGGUUUGAUAGUUCCUCAAUCGAGAAGAUUGAUCGACAACAAAAAGAACUUGAUUCUCUCAUACAGAAAAUGAAGUCGGUCGAGAGCCAGCAGACUAAGGAAAAACAAGAAUUCAAGGAUGAAAUCCAAGAUCUACGAUGCCGCAGUAUGAGGGACAAUUUAAUGUUUUAUAACAUUCCGGAGGACGCUGAGGAAAAUUGCGAACGUAAAGUUCUGUCAUUUAUUGACGAAAAACUCAAGAUCCCUAACGCUGCGGAAAUUGGGCUGCACCGUGCACAAAGGGCCGCCAAACAAUUAAAGGGAACGAACUUUGGGAUCUCCGAACAGUAUCCCCGGGAGGUAAUGGAGAAACGCCGGAAGCUCAUCCCGAUCAUGAUUGAUGCCCGGAAACAAGGUAAAGAUGCGUGCAUUCGAGUGGACAAGCUCUUCAUAGACAAACAACUAUAUAAGGAGAGUGACUAG